Messenger RNA from Ochlerotatus camptorhynchus, 996 nucleotides. RefSeq names its product very long chain fatty acid elongase 4-like. Lineage: Eukaryota; Metazoa; Arthropoda; Insecta; Diptera; Culicidae. The transcript has 5 exons. The coding region runs from base 23 to 883 and encodes 286 amino acids. Gene Ontology annotation, molecular function: fatty acid elongase activity. Gene Ontology annotation, cellular component: endoplasmic reticulum membrane. The record is from RefSeq and is a predicted model, not a curated record. Gene Ontology annotation, biological process: very long-chain fatty acid biosynthetic process; fatty acid elongation, saturated fatty acid; fatty acid elongation, monounsaturated fatty acid.
GCAACUACACUCAUAACUCAUAAUGCGAAACGACACGGACAGCAUACCCUUCUACGAUGUGUUCGGAUACUACGAAUGGACGCUCACACUUGCUGACCCCCGAACGAAAGGAUGGCUACUGGUGGAUUCCCCCGUUCCAACGAUGCUGUGCGUGUGUGCCUAUCUUGGCGUCGUUUGGGCUGGCCCUAGACUAAUGCGAGACCGAAAACCAUUCGAUCUCUCUCCAAUACUCAUUCCCUACAACCUUGUGAUGGCACUUUUAAACCUGUACAUUUGCGCCCAACUUUUCAUCGGUUCCACACAGCUGGGAUACAGCUACAUCUGUGAGCCGUGCAAGCAGAGUUUCAGCAGUUCGGAGAUGAGGAUUGUCGGAGCCGUCUGGUGGUACUACUUCUCCAAGGUGCUGGAAUUCACCGAUACGUUCUUCUUCAUCUUACGCAAAAAGGACAACCAGUUGACGUUCCUGCACGUGUACCACCACAGUACCAUGUUUUCGUUCUGGUGGAUUGGCGUCAAGUGGGUUCCCAGUGGAAGUACUUUCCUCCCCGCCAUGGUCAACUCGUUCAUUCACGUUCUGAUGUACGCAUACUACGGACUGUCUACCUUGGGACCACACAUGAACAAAUACCUCUGGUGGAAGAAGUACCUGACCAUUCUGCAAUUGAUCCAAUUCACCUGCGCCCUCGCGUUGGGCAUCAAUGGCAUACUCGUGGGAUGUGAAUUCCCGUUGUGGAUGCACUACACCCUGAUUGGGUACAUGAUCUCGUUCAUCGUGCUGUUCGGGAACUUCUAUGCCCAGGCCUACCUCAAGGGAGAAACCAUCAAGGAGUUUGAAAUCAAUGCUAACUGUUUGGAUCUUCGGUCCAAAAACAAGGUGCAAUAGAGCAGUUAAGUUGGGAAGGUGUUACAUAUGUGUGGGGUUAAACGCCAAAUAGUUGAUAGAACUAGACAGUUUUAGUAACAUUGGAUCGGUAUUGCAUGGCAUAGUGUAAUUGU